AUGCUAGGCGUGGAAGUGUUCAUCGAUGAUAUUCUUGUGUACUCGAGGUCCAGAGAACAGCACGAGCAGCAUCUUAUAGAGGUUUUGGGAGUUUUGAGAUCGGAGAGGCUAUAUGCUAAGUUCUCUAAGUGUGACUUCUGGUUACGAGAGGUUCAGUUCCUAGGGCAUCUCGUUAAUCAGAAUGGGAUAUUGGUCGACCCGGCCAAGAUUGAGGCAGUUAUGCGAUGGGAGGUGCCGAGAUCCCCAUCCGAGAUCAGGAGUUUUCUGGGAUUGGCCGAUUAUUAUCGGAGAUUUAUCAGGGAUUUCUCCAAGAUUGCCGUCCCCCUCACCAGGUUGACCCGGAAGGGCGUUACUUUUACUUGGGGUCUCGAGGAGCAGGCCUCAUUUGAGACUCUUCACCAGAGAUUGUGCGAGGCCCCGGUGUUAGCCCUUCCCGAGGGGAUGGAGGACUUUGUGGUUUUCUGUGAUGAAUCGAUAUCUGGGUUGGGGCGGUACUGA
This is a messenger RNA of Lactuca virosa, 498 nucleotides long. Lineage: Eukaryota; Viridiplantae; Streptophyta; Magnoliopsida; Asterales; Asteraceae. The record is from the annotation of a GenBank genome assembly.